UCUGUUGCCAAACAUCAAAAUUUNCAUCUUUGCGUUCUUGCAUCCAAUUGUGAUGAACCUAUGUAUGUGAAGCUGGUUGAAGCUCUUUGUGCUGAACAUCAAAUCAAUCUGAUAAAGGUUGAUGAUAACAAGAAGCUUGGUGAGUGGGUAGGUCUCUGCAAGAUCGACAGAGAAGGAAAACCUCGUAAAGUUGUGGGCUGCAGUUGUGUGGUUGUUAAAGACUAUGGAAAAGAAUCUCAGGCCAAAGAUGUCAUCGAAGAAUACUUCAAGUGCAAGAAAUGAACAAAUAAAAUACAUUUGAGCUGACAGUA
Molecule: messenger RNA, 311 nt
Organism: Thamnophis sirtalis
Lineage: Eukaryota; Metazoa; Chordata; Lepidosauria; Squamata; Natricidae
Source: RefSeq, a predicted model, not a curated record